GGUUCCGAUUCCGCAAUGGGCUGCAAGUGGUGUGCUGCGUCUCUGUGUGGUUGUUUGACCAUUACUCAAUUACUCAACUUCAUCGUCACAGUGGUCGUCGCGUUUUCGCCGCUUGACUAAUACCACAUUUCUAGUACUCUUCGUCUUGCCUCACUCACUUCCCUGUUGACUGAAUCCUGUGACUGGCUCACCCUCUCUCUUCAACAUGGCAACACUCAGAGGAGUCGACUCAGAAGCCAGCUUCGAUCAGACCAUCAAAGAUGCCGCGCCCUCAACCCUGUUCGUCCUGUACUUCCACACCCCUUGGGCCGCUCCUUGCGCUCAGAUGAACACCAUCCUCAGCACACUUGCGUCGACGUACCCUGCCGACUCGGACAUCAGUUUUCUAUCGAUCAACGCGGAAGAGCUGGCCGAUGUGUCGGAAAGUUACGAUGUGACGGCCGUGCCGUUCCUCGUGCUCCAGAAGGGAGGCAAGACGUUGGAGACUGUGAGUGGGAGUGAUGCGACUAAGGUGCGCGCUGCGGUUGAGAAGUACGCUGGGACCGGCAACAAGAGUGGUGGUGUGCCGCCGCCACUGCAGGCCACGCCACAACAACAGAAUGGUCAUGUUACCAGCAAUGAAGAUGCGCCGACGACUACCAAGGAUUUGAGUUCAUAUGCGCCGAAGAACUCGGAUCCUCAGACUGCGCCGGACUUUUCGGGUAAUGCUGGGUCUAGGGAGGAGUUGGAUGAACGUUUGGGAAAGUUGGUUAAAGCUGCACCGGUUAUGCUGUUUAUGAAGGGAACGCCGAGUGCGCCUCAGUGCGGAUUUAGUAGACAGUUGGUCAGCAUUUUGAGAGAAAAUCAGGUUAAAUAUGGGUAUGUUUACUAUGCGCAUGCAGAGGUUGUGCUUGAAGGUAUGGACAUUCGCUGAUGAGGGUCUAGAUUCUUCAAUAUCCUGGCGGACAGUGAUGUGCGAGAGGGGCUCAAGACGUUCUCUGACUGGCCUACGUUCCCGCAGUUAUAUACUAAUGGAGAGCUUGUGGGUGGGUUGGAUAUUGUAAGUCACUUCUAUAGGGACGCUCAGGCGCUCGUGUGAUCAGUUACUGACAUGCUCAUGCAGGUUCGUGAAGAAAUGGAGGCAGA
Messenger RNA from Exophiala viscosa, 1125 nucleotides. RefSeq names its product monothiol glutaredoxin. The coding region runs from base 206 to 913 and encodes 235 amino acids. The transcript has 2 exons. Gene Ontology annotation, biological process: intracellular iron ion homeostasis. Gene Ontology annotation, cellular component: nucleus; cytosol. Lineage: Eukaryota; Fungi; Ascomycota; Eurotiomycetes; Chaetothyriales; Herpotrichiellaceae. The record is from RefSeq and is a predicted model, not a curated record. Gene Ontology annotation, molecular function: 2 iron, 2 sulfur cluster binding.